UACGAGCCUAAAACAUAUCCAACGUUCUAAUGGACCACACCAUAUAUGAUUCUUGCAUUUAAUGCUUAUUUAACACUAGAGCGUUAGAUCUACUUCAUUUUUGAGCCAUUACUUAACAUGAUGUUUUAAAAGGGAUGGACGGCGUGGAUAAACAGAUAAUUCACGGUGGGCCCCCAAGCAGAUCUGGUCGGACGCCUAAAGGUUCGACCGGGGUCGGAUGCAAUUCGCUUCCGUCCGAAGAAACGUAUCGGUCUCAGCGGACGAUGGUGGUGCUUGGAUGGUAGAAAAUGCCGGCAAGAAACGAUCACCACGAGCACAUGUUAGCUAGAACCCUUCCUCAUGUCAAGGUUUUUGGCAUUUCGAAACAUUAGGAAGGUCUGGAAUUCCAUUAUUGCAAACCAGAAACCCAGCCUUUCAGUCAUAAGGAAACAUGGAACACUUGUUACAAUUAGAAUGCCUUCACAAUCCAAGUUUCCUGCUAGACAAUACCUUCCAUUUAUGUUAUACAAAGCUGAGAAGACUCUUUCAUCAAAGAAUCUGCUGACACAUCACUCCAAAGUCACUUGGAAAAGGCUUUCUCUUCCGUGUUCUUAUAGUUGCUCAGCUCACCCACCAAUAAGUAGGAUUGCUCGUGCUGUGAGCUUUUCCCUUUCCAGACCAAACAUUGCUUCUAGUGUUUUUGCCAUCAUUGUUGGAGAGGCAGCAUGGACUCAAAGGUCAUGGGCAGAUGCGGGAUUCUUCCCGACAAGGAAUAUGCUGUAUAUGCAAGCACGAGAUGGGCAUGUUUCUUUCACGUUCUUCAUUUCUUCAGUUUUAGAGGGUUUCAUUUUGCUUUUGCGAGCAGUCUAUUUGGCAAUUUUGUUCUCGCCAGCUAUAGCAAUGGCUCCAUUUGCGGAUUGUUUUGGUGUUCAGUUCAGGAGAACAUGGCUUCGUCUUGUCCAUCUUACUCUAGAAAAAGCGGGUCCUGCAUUCAUUAAAUGGGGCCAAUGGGCAGCAACACGCCCAGAUCUCUUUCCCAGAGAUCUGUGUUCUGAUCUGGCAAAGCUUCAUAAGAACGCACCAGCGCAUUGUUUUGCUUACACUAAGAGGACUAUUGAGAAAGCAUUUGGACGUGAGCUUUAUGAAAUCUUUGAAGAUUUUGAAGAGGUGCCAGUAGCAUCUGGAAGUAUUGCCCAAGUGCAUCAGGCUUCUUUGAGAUUUCGAUAUCCAGGUAAACGAAUCAAGCCCAUCCAGGUUGCUGUCAAAGUUAGGCAUCCUGGAGUUGGGGAAUCGAUCAGGAGGGAUUUCGCAAUUAUUAAUUUGUUCGCCAAAAUUUCAAAGUUCAUCCCUACGUUGAAUUGGUUAAGACUAGAUGAAAGCAUACAACAGUUUGCUGUUUUCAUGAUGUCUCAAGUUGAUCUGGCAAGGGAGGCUGCCCACUUGAACCGUUUUAUUUAUAAUUUCCGCAGAUGGAAGGAUGUGUCCUUCCCGAAGCCUUUGUAUCCACUCGUGCACCCAGCAGUUUUGGUUGAGAUGUAUGAGCAAGGAGAAAGCAUUUCCUACUAUGUUGAUGAACUCAAGGGAAAUACUCGGAUUAAAAGGGCUCUUGCUCACAUUGGGACUCAUGCACUCCUGAAGAUGCUUCUGGAAGUGGAGAAGUCGCUCAAUUUUUGGGGUACCCUAGAAGGUGAUCUUGUCCAUCCAGCUGAAUGCAUGCGUCAAUUACUUGAGCAAGUUCGGCGCCACAGAGUCAACAUUGAUGGCAAUGUUUGCACUGUGAUGGUAACCAUUUUGGUUCUCGAGGGAUGGCAGCGCAAGCUCGAUCCGGAUUAUGAUGUGAUGAAGACAUUACAGACAUUGUUAUUCAAAGUUGACUGGGCGCAGUCCCUUUCCUACACAAUCGAAGGACUCAUGGCCCCAUAAAAGGUGAUGCGAUGCGUAUCAGCCGAUAUUUAAAACGAUGGUCUGGAGUGGCAUACAUCUGUGCCAAGUGUAUUGUGGACAGGUCAUCACCAUUGAAGAAAUGAUCAGAAAUGCACCUAGUAGUUAUCCUUCAUUUAUCAAUAAUAAAGUUAUAGAUUUGGCAAGGACUUAUAGGAUGCCUUAUUAUCAUAUUUUAAGCAAUUAUCAACCGCCCGAUACAUACAGGUUUCAUCCCUGAAUGAUAUGUUUUUAUUGGCUGAACAGGGUGAUACGGGGCGAUACGACCUUGUAUCCUGAUGGUGAACAAUAUGGUACAUGCCGAAUACAAUAUUCAAUCCCGGACUGUAAGAUAUGCAAAUGGCAUUGCCAACUCUCUUCUUAGUGAGUAAUUCAUGGAUGUAUGUAUUACAGAGACAUCUUGUGAAUACAUUCUUCUACAAUUGCGGUUUCUUUUGAUUAUUUAUUUU
Molecule: messenger RNA, 2369 nt
Organism: Magnolia sinica
Lineage: Eukaryota; Viridiplantae; Streptophyta; Magnoliopsida; Magnoliales; Magnoliaceae
Exons: 5
Coding region: 340-1902 (520 amino acids)
Source: RefSeq, a predicted model, not a curated record